AUUCUCUGCCUUAUUCCAUACGAGUGCUGUUUGAAUCCAGUGUCCGUAACUGUGAUGGCUUCUUAGUGAAAGAAACGGAUGCUAUGAACAUCUUAGACUGGAAGACAAAAAAGAAUAAUGUUGAAGUGGCCUUCUUUCCACGGGGUAUCCUGGUUUCAGAUGGAAUUCCAGCGAUGGUGGAUUUUGCUGCCAUGAGGGAAGCUGUGAGAAAUGCUGGAGGAGAUCCUGUGAAAGUCAAUCCUGCCUGCCCAACUGAUCUCACUGUUGACCACUCUCUGCAGAUUGAUUUCAGCAAAUGUGCAAUCCAGAACGCUCCGAACCCUGGAGGUGGCGAUACACAGAAGCCAGUAGCAAAGCUGUCCCCGAUGAAGGCGCAGCCUCGGAAGGUGCCCUGCAGGGGUCAGGCCGGCUGCCGGGGGCCCUGUGGCGCCGGGGAGGCCGCUCGCAGCCCGGGACAGUUUUCCGCACAGAUUGAGAACACGCCGAUCCUGUGUCCGUUCCACCUCCAGCCCGUGCCUGAGCCUGAGACAGUAUUGAAAAAUCAAGAGAUGGAAUUUGGCAGAAACAAAGAGAGGCUUCAGUUUUUUAAGUGGAGUUCCAAGGUUUUCAAGAAUGUUUCCAUAAUCCCACCUGAGACUGGAAUGGCACACCAAGUUAACUUGGAAUAUUUGUCCAGAGUUGUUUUUGAAGUUAAAGAUUUCCUAUAUCCUGAUAGUGUGGUUGGCACAGAUUCUCAUACAACCAUGGUAAAUGGCUUGGGUAUCUUGGGCUGGGGUGUUGGGGGCAUUGAAACAGAAGCAGUGAUGCUGGGGAUGCCGCUUACUCUCACUUUGCCUGAGGUUGUUGGGUGUGAACUGACAGGUACAGCCAGCCCGCUUGCUACAUCCAUAGAUAUUGUUGUGAGCAUUACAAAGCAUCUUAAGCAAGCUGAUGUCGCUGGAAAAUUUGUGGAGUUUUUUGGGAGUGGAGUUUCCCAGCUGUCUGUAGCAGACCGAACCACGAUAGCAAAUAUGUGUCCUGAGUAUGGUGCUAUUCUGAGCUUUUUCCCUGUUGAUAAUGUGACACUGAAGCACUUAAAGCAUACAGGUUUUGACAAGGCCAAGCUUGAGGUCAUGGAAGCGUAUCUUAAAGCUGUGAAGUUAUUUAGGAGUGAUGAGAGUUCUUCCAGAGAACCUGAGUAUUCCCAGGUUGUGCAAAUUAGUUUAAGUUCUAUAAUUCCAUAUGUCAGUGGCCCCAAGAGGUCCCAAGACAGAGUGGCUGUUAAUAAUAUGAAAAGUGACUUCCAAGCCUGCUUAAAUGAAAAGUCUGGUGUUAAAGGCUUUCAGAUUGCAGAUGAGAAACAGAAUGACAUUGUACCUGUUCAGUAUGAAGGAAAUGAAUACAAGCUAUCUCACGGCUGCAUUGUCAUUGCUGCAGUAAUCAGCUGUACAAACAAUUGUAAUCCAUCUGUCAUGCUUGCUGCAGGACUUUUGGCCAAAAAAGCUGUUGAAGCUGGCCUAGUGGUUAAGCCCUACAUAAGAACAAGUUUAUCACCAGGCAGUGGAAUGGUUACACAUUACCUCAGUUCAAGUGGAGUAUUGCCAUACCUCAGUAAGCUUGGGUUUGAGGUUGUUGGUUAUGGUUGUUCAACCUGUGUUGGAAACACUGCCCCCUUGCCAGAAGCCAUUAGGAAUGCAAUCAAGCAGGGAGAUAUAAUUGCCUGCGGAGUGUUGUCUGGAACAAAGAACUUUGAAGGACGUCUCUGUGACUGUGUCCGUGCCAACUACCUUGCUUCUCCACCACUAGUAGUUGCUUAUGCUAUUGCAGGCACGGUCAGAAUAGACUUUGAAACUGAGCCUUUGGGCACUGGCUUCAAUGGUGAAGGCAUUUACCUACGAGAUAUUUGGCCCACCCGAAAAGAACUUCACACUGUGGAGGAGGAGUGUGUGAUAUCAGCCAUGUUUAAGGAGUUGAAAGAGAAAAUGGAGAAAGGAAACAAACGAUGGAAUCUACUGGAAGCACCUGAGUCAACUUUAUUUCCCUGGGAUUUAAAAUCUACUUAUAUCAGAUGUCCUUCCUUUUUUGAUAAACUUGCCAGAGAACCAGUUUCACCACAACCGAUUGAAAAUGCCCAUGUCUUGCUCUUUUUGGGAGAUUCAGUAACUACAGAUCACAUAUCCCCUGCUGGAAGCAUUGCAAGGAGUAGUGCUGCUGCUAAGUAUCUGACCAACAAAGGACUCACACCUCGUGAAUUCAACUCUUAUGGAGCUCGAAGAGGUAAUGAUGCUGUGAUGACAAGAGGUACCUUUGCAAAUAUCAAGCUUCUGAAUAAGUUCAUUGGAAAACCAGCUCCCAAAACAGUUCACUUCCCAUCAGGGCAAACGCUAGAUGUGUUUGAAGCAGCAGAGCUCUACCAGAAAGAAGGCAUCCCCGUAAUUAUUCUAGCAGGAAAGAAGUAUGGACUGGGUAGCUCAAGAGACUGGGCUGCAAAAGGGCCUUUUCUACUGGGUGUUAAAGCUGUCCUGGCUGAAAGCUAUGAGAAGGUUCAUAAAAGCCAGUUGAUUGGGAUUGGCAUAGCUCCACUUCAGUUUCUUCCUGGGGAAAAUCCAAGUACUUUGGGUCUCACUGGCAGAGAGCAAUUUUCUAUAUUGUUCCCUCCAGAGCUGUCACCUGGAAUGACUUUGGAUAUUAAGACAAGCACUGGAAAAGUAUUCAGCGUGAUUGCCUUGUUUGAAAAUAACAUGGAGAUAACUUUAUACAAGUAUGGUGGAAGUCUAAACUUUGUGGCUCGAAGAUUCUUAUAGUAGACUGACUGAUAUGGGUACCUUGCAUAACUGGUAAUGCUGAAAAUGCCUUGUGUGAACCCAGGAAUCUGUACUGUGGAACUGCAAACAGUCCUAGUGUGCUCAAAGUUACUUCGUCCAUGGAUGUAAAAGAUUGUGAAUCAUUGUUACUGCAACAAGAUCCUUCCUGAUUUUAAAUAAUAUUCUAAUGGUGCUAUUAAACAUUGCUAAAAUCAACAUGUGUGUUGUGGCAGAGAGCUGUAAGUAUGGAGGGGAUGUUUUAUCAGACCAUUUUGUAAAUAAACAAUGCAAAAUCUGAA
Molecule: messenger RNA, 3082 nt
Organism: Nestor notabilis (Kea)
Lineage: Eukaryota; Metazoa; Chordata; Aves; Psittaciformes; Psittacidae
Gene: IREB2
Product: iron-responsive element binding protein 2
Exons: 21
Biological process (GO): citrate metabolic process; tricarboxylic acid cycle
Cellular component (GO): mitochondrion; cytosol
Molecular function (GO): 4 iron, 4 sulfur cluster binding; aconitate hydratase activity; iron-responsive element binding
Source: RefSeq, a predicted model, not a curated record